Messenger RNA from Rubroshorea leprosula, 777 nucleotides. The record is from the annotation of a GenBank genome assembly. NCBI's taxonomy places the organism in Eukaryota, Viridiplantae, Streptophyta, Magnoliopsida, Malvales, Dipterocarpaceae.
AUUUUCCUCUUCAUUCUCCUAUUUCUUUAUCUUUAUCUUUUAAACACACUUGCAUAAAGAAGAGUGUUUUGAGUAAGGUUUUUCACAAUGGCUACUUCAACCUCUGCUCUCAGAAGUACUCUUACUUCAUCCCUGAAGCUAUUAGCUCGACCCAGAUCACACCCUUCUUCUUCUUCAUCACCUCCAAAAACCCUGUUUCCUUCUUCAAAUCUCAACAAAACUCCAUUCCUAACUCAAACCCUCAAACUGAACCGCAAAAACUCCAGUAGUUUCUCUCUAUCCAAACGAUCUUUCACCUGCAAAAGUCAGGCCAACCCAUCUGAGAAUCCAAGACCCAUUGUACACCGGAGACCUGCAGAAACGGGUAAGAAUCACGGCGGGACUGUCCAUAUUGAUCCAGAACAAGCCGGAGAAGAAAGGCGACCGGGAGUCUCCGGUCACGUUAAGCUGCAGCGACUGGUCUUCCCUUUCAAGCUUUUGGGUGUCGGGGACUUGCCCGAGGAGCUUUUGGGGAAACCCGUUGAGCCCAGUCCAACCGUGGCACCCAGUCCAGCGGCUAAAGCUUGCGAGCCGACCGCCACCAUUGCUAAUUUUACGGAUUAGUUACUCCAUAAAUAAUGUUUUGAGUUGAUUUAGUGGAAUAUAAUGUAUGAAAAUUAGCUUAAUUCCUUUUUUUUUUAUGUUUAUUUAUUCAUUUAUUUAGAAGGAACUUAUCAGAGAAUAAGAUUAGCUAUAUAAUAUUUUCCUGUACAUUGAGAAUUAAUUGACUGUUUAUCU